CCAAAAUGGCGGGGCUCGGGCGUGAGGCUGGAGGCGAUCGGAGCGCAGCAGGUGUGGUGCCGGUGGGAGUUGGGGAAGCGCCCGAGGACAUCAAGAUGCCAACAUACAUAUAUGGUCAGUCCAGUCCUUCUCUAGGAGAUGCAAAACUCAGAAAACCAAUGGUCAUCGAAAUCAUAGAAAAAAAAAUUGAAUAUCUUAGAAAAGAAAAGACUUUAAAUAUAUAUGGAACAGUGACCUUUGGAACAACAGCUGGUUUCUCUGGAAUACUGGCAAACUUAAUUUUCAGAAAUUGCUUCAAGGUUAAACAUGAUGCUUUGAAGACAUAUGCAUCAUUGACUACACUUCCAUUUUUGUCUACCAUAGUUUCUUGUGAGCUUCUUGUAAGACAUGCUUUGUAUUCAGGUAAUAUAAGCCGGGAAAAUUGUGUUCUGAGAAGUUCACUGAUUGGCAUAGUGUGUGGUGUUUUAUAUCCCACUGCUUUAGCUUUUUCUAAAAAUGGACGUCUGGCAGUCAAGUAUCAUACUGUUCCACUGCCACCAAAAGGAAGGGUUGUACUUUAUUGGCUGCUGCUUUGUCAAACAGAGAUAAAAGCAAUGGUGAUUCCUCUUAUCCUUCAGACAGCCCUUGGAAUAUAUCAUGGUCUACAGCAUUAUGCAAUAUUUGAAAGUACACUUGAGAAAACUGUACAUGAAGAUUAACCAAAGAAUGAAUGGAUACUAAAUCAGUAUAAUGGACUUUUUUAUGAUGAGGACUUAGGCACUGCUGAAAGAGUUAAAAGUAAUUCUGGAUAGACAAUUUGUUUCUUUUCCUUUCUUUUGCCUGGUGUAUAGCAGGUGCUCAGCAAAUAUUCAGUGAUUAAAUAAAUGUAGGUUUCGUCUCUGUUUUGUCA
Molecule: messenger RNA, 889 nt
Organism: Physeter macrocephalus (sperm whale)
Lineage: Eukaryota; Metazoa; Chordata; Mammalia; Artiodactyla; Physeteridae
Gene: TMEM126B
Product: transmembrane protein 126B
Exons: 5
Coding region: 6-698 (230 amino acids)
Biological process (GO): mitochondrial respiratory chain complex I assembly
Cellular component (GO): mitochondrion
Source: RefSeq, a predicted model, not a curated record